AUGUCUGCUUUCACUUCACUCUCUGGAGCUCUCUUGUUGGCUCUGAGCCUCAACCACGUCUCCGCUCAAGUCCCUGCCAACGUCUCGCCAUGUGUUCGCAAUUGUGCGACCGUCAAGGUUUCUGAGGGUUAUUGUUCAAACCCCCAGAUCUUUUCAACGGCUUAUGAUCAGUGCUUGAGGCAAAACUGCAAUGGAGGCGAUAUUGCAGCAGGCCUCGCCUUGACUCCUGCUGUAGUCUGUGCUACUGCCAAUCCGCCCCCGACUGCUCCUGGUACCGCAACCCCAGCCCCACUCCCUGUGACCGCUGGUAAUGCCACUGGAACACCGGUUCCCGCGGGCAACUCAACUGGUGCCAUUCCCAAUGCCCUGCGUGCAGCGGGCGCUGGUACGCUAGCCACCCUUAUCGGAUCCCCUGCCGGCCAGAGCUAUGCCUCGGAACUGCAGCAAGGUCCCCACACUGUGUUUGCACCCGUCGACAGUGCACUGGCGCAGCUCCCUCUCAAUUCAACGAGUCCGGCAGACCUCACCGCACUCUUGAACUACCACACUGUGCCCGGAACUGUAGACGUUGCACGAUUGCCUCCCACUGGUCACGCUAUCGUGCGAACAGCACUUCGUGGAGCGCCCCACGUCAAUCUUCCUGCAAAUGACAGUCAAGUGCUUGUUUUGGCUGCGCAACCCAAUGGUGUUUUGACCAUCAUUGAGCCCACAAGAAAUAUUACGGUCUCAAAUGCGACCCGCGCUGAUAACCUAGAAAUCGCUGGAAUCCCCAACGCGCUUACUAUCCCUGGUACAAUUGCUGCUACUGCAGCUGCGAUCCCAGAGCUUUCCAGCCUUAUCGCUGCUGUCAACGGAUCGGCACCUCAGCUAUUCCAGCAGCUGGAUCAAACACCCGGGCUCACCAUUUUUGCGCCUAUCAAUGCUGCUUUGGCAAACCCUCCUCCAAACACCAACUUGCCAGGCAUCCUCGUGAACCACAUCGUCAACGGAACUGUUCUAUACUCAACGACAAUCGCAAACGUUACGAACGCAACUUCUGCUGGUGGUAGCCACAUUGACUUCAUCAACAAUGGCACCGGCACUUACGCCCGCUCAGGAGAAAAGACUCUGCUGAUUGUUCAGAGUGACAUUAUCACCAGGAACGGAGUCAUUCACCUCGUCAAUGGCCUGUUUGAUCCUUCGACCGCCACACCGACCUUCCCUCUACCAAACCAAAACAACGCCACCGAAACUGCGGGAAUUACGCAAGUCGAAGGGGCCAACUUGACCACCGCGGCUCAAAAUGCACAGCAAUCAUCUGCGUUACGAUCAGUCUCUUCUCCAGGAAGCCUUGUCGCCGUAUUCGCCAUGCUCCUGGUUGGCGCUUUUGUCUUAUAA
Puccinia graminis f. sp. tritici CRL 75-36-700-3 is the source of this 1377-nucleotide messenger RNA. RefSeq lists its product as uncharacterized. Bases 1 to 1377 code for a protein of 458 amino acids. Gene Ontology annotation, cellular component: fungal-type vacuole membrane. NCBI's taxonomy places the organism in Eukaryota, Fungi, Basidiomycota, Pucciniomycetes, Pucciniales, Pucciniaceae. The transcript is spliced from 8 exons. The record is from RefSeq and is a predicted model, not a curated record. Gene Ontology annotation, biological process: macroautophagy.